CCCCUCCCUGGUUGAACUGGCUAUGUGGUCCUAACAAACAUUACGUUCAGUCCUGGACAGAUACUGCAACAACUCACAUCACUGGCGUGUAGCUACACACUUUUCGCUGCGAAGAAGUAAGUGGAUAAAAAAAAACGGAAUAUAACGAUACGAACUACCGAACUAGAAGAAGUUGAGCCGACGGACAUACGAAGGACGCAAAAGGAAGCAUUUCCCUCUGUGUUGCAAAGCUGUGGCUUGUUGGACAAAGUCUUGUUCUCGACUCUGUGCAUGUUGAAAUCGGAGGAGUGCAUUGGUACGGUGACUCGGUCAGACACCGUCUAGUUUCCAAGCAGAGCGGCCGCAGCGGCAAGGCAACACCGGAGGCAUGAUUUUGAGAAGGGGCUCCGUUGUUGGCGUUGCUGAUUUUUGCUUACAUGCCUUAUUGUUGUGCUUUUGUGCAAAGGUGGCCGAGGGAACCGGUCAGUUCGAGUUGGAGAUCUUAUCGAUGAACAACCGGAACGGCGAGCUUCUUAGCGGGCUGUGUUGUGACGGUUCGCGGAUCACCGGGGAUCGGAAAUGCAGGAUGGAUGAGUGUGAUACGUAUUUUAAAGUGUGUUUGAAGGAAUACCAGUCGCGGGUUUCGGCUGCGGGACCUUGCAGCUUCGGGUCCGGUUCUACCCCUGUCCUUGGAGGGAAUACAUUUUCUUUGAAGAACUCUGCGAAGAACGAAAGAUCCAAGAUUGUUUUGCAGUUCAGUUUCGCCUGGCCGAGGUCCUACACGUUGAUAGUGGAAGCCUUGGAUGCGAACAAUGACACCAGCGGUGGUGAUGGUCAGGUGAUUGAGAAGGCGUCCCACUCUGGGAUGAUCAACCCCAGCCAUCAGUGGCAGAAGCUCAGCCACAACGGUCCUAUUGGUCAGUUUGACUAUCAGAUCCGGGUCAGCUGUGACGAGCACUACUACGGCUUCGGAUGCAACAAGUUCUGCCGACCCCGAGACGAGUUCUUCGGGCACUACACCUGCGACUACAACGGGAACAAGACCUGUCUGGAGGGCUGGUCUGGACUAGAAUGUAACACACCCAUUUGUCGGCAGGGCUGCAGUACAGAACAUGGACACUGCAAAGAGCCAGGUGACUGCAAGUGUUUGUAUGGCUGGCAGGGGCAGUACUGUGACCAGUGUAAUCCUCACCCUGGCUGUGUCCAUGGAACCUGUGUUGAACCAUGGCAGUGUCUAUGCGAUACCAACUGGGGAGGACAUCUCUGUGACAAAGAUCUGAACUUCUGUGGGACCAAACAGCCCUGUCUGAACGGAGGAACCUGCAGCAACACGGGACCUGACAAAUACCAGUGUUCUUGUGUUGAGGGCUACUCUGGAGUCAACUGUGAGAGGGCAGAGCAUGCAUGUCUGUCUGAGCCCUGCUCUAAUGGAGGGAGCUGUGUUGAGACCAGUCUGGGUUAUGAGUGUGUCUGUUCCCCGGGCUGGAGUGGACCCUCCUGUAGCAUCAAUGUUGAUGAGUGCUCUCCUAACCCCUGUAACCACGGUGGGACCUGUCAGGAUCUGGUUCAUGCUUAUAAGUGUCUCUGUCCUCCUCAGUGGACCGGAAAGACCUGCCGAAUCGACGCCAACGAAUGCGACAGCAAGCCCUGUGUCAACGCCAACUCUUGCCGCAACCUGAUUGGUGGAUACUUCUGCGAGUGUGUUCCUGGUUGGACGGGACAGAAAUGUGACAUCAAUAUCAAUGACUGCAAGGACCAAUGCCAGCACGGAGGAACCUGCAGGGACUUGGUGAACGGGUUCCGCUGUGUAUGUCCUGCGGGUUACUCUGGAGACCACUGUGAGAGAGAUGUGGAUGAGUGUGCCGGCGCUCCCUGUCUGAACGGCGGGCGAUGCCAAGACCAGGUCAACGGAUUCACCUGCCUCUGUCUGGCAGGAUUCUCGGGACAACUCUGUCAGUUGGACAUAGACUACUGCCUCGUCAACCCAUGUCAGAAUGGAGCCGCAUGUUACAACCUGGCUACAGGUCACUACUGCGCCUGUUCAGACGACUACGAAGGAAAAAACUGCUCUCACCUCAAAGACCACUGUCACACCAGCACGUGUAAAGUGAUUGACAGCUGCACGGUUGCCGUGGGAUCCAACAGUACCCCUGGAGGAGAGCGGUACAUCUCCUCCAACGUGUGUGGUCCUCACGGACGCUGUCGGAGCCAGGCUGGAGGACAGUUCAGCUGUGACUGUCAGGAGGGCUUCAGAGGCACAUACUGUCACGAGAAUAUUAAUGAUUGUGAGAGCAACCCGUGUGGUAACGGAGGAACCUGUAUAGAUAAAGUCAGUGUAUACCAGUGUAUCUGUGGAGACGGCUGGGAGGGGGACCACUGCGAGACCAAUAUAGAUGACUGCAGCACUAGUCCAUGCCAUAAUGGAGGAACAUGUCGAGACCUGGUGACUGAUUUCUUCUGUGAGUGUAUGAACGGCUGGAAGGGGAAGACCUGCCACUCCCGUGAGAGCCAGUGUGACGAGGCUACCUGUAACAACGGAGGGACAUGCCAUGACGAGGGAGACACCUUCCAAUGCAAGUGUUCCCCUGGAUGGGAGGGGGCUACCUGUAAUAUAGUACCAACGACUGCAACCCACACCCAUGUUAUAACAGUGGGACCUGUGUAGAUGGUGAUAACUGGUAUCGAUGUGAAUGUGCUCCAGGCUUCGCUGGGCCAGACUGCAGGAUCAAUAUCAACGAGUGCCAGUCUUCUCCCUGUAUCUUUGGAUCCAGCUGUAUUGAUGAGAUCAAUGGCUAUCGCUGCCUGUGUCCCCAAGACAGAGCUGGACCACGCUGUCAGGAAGUGACACAGAGGUCGUGCUCGGUGAACGGUCGUCUGACCCCUGAAGGAGCUAAGUGGGAUGAGGACUGCAACACCUGUCAGUGUUUUAAUGGGAAGGUGGUGUGUACCAGGAUGUGGUGUGGUCCUAUGUCGUGCCGGGUCAGCGGUGGGGUCAAAGGUCGAGGUGGCGGAGCUGGGUGUCGGUCUGGUCAGAGCUGUGUACCAAUCAGGGAGGAGCAGUGUUUUGUCCGGCCGUGUCUGAAUCUUGGGGAGUGCCUCCCCUCCUCCCCACCAACCACCAAAUGUCACCCCAGCUCCGGUUACCACGACAACAGCUGUUCCAACAUCACGUUUACGUUCACCAAGGAGACCAUGCCCAGGGGUCUGAGUAUCGAGGCAGUGUGUAAGCAGCUGAGACAACUCUAUGUGCUGAGUAAUGUGUCCUCUGAGUAUUCUGUUUCCAUAACCUGUGACCCUUCAACCUCCGCCAGCAACGAGAUCCAUCUCAGCAUCUACACAGAGGCCCACCCGAUGGACAGAUCCCCUAUAAAGGAGAUAACAGAUAGGCUCGCCGAUCUGGUGUCUAAACACCAUGGCAAUAACAGCAUCAUCAGCGCCAUCGCCAAGGUCCGUGUGCAGCGGAGGCCUAGCGCCAGCCAGACGGACUACCUAGUACCCUUGCUGUCCUCUGUCUUCAUUCUCCUCUGGAUCCUGGCGUUGGUCUCGGUCUUCCUCUACUGCGUGCGUCGCCGUCGGAAACAUGGCGGUCACCAUGGCAACGGAGCCUUGUCGUCCGCGGCAACCGACGACAACACAACCAACAAUGUGCGUGAGCAGCUCAACCAGAUCAAGAACCCGAUCAACGAGAAACACGCCGGAGGCGGCGGCCAUCUUACAACAUCGGUGGCCAUCAAGGACUACGAGGAUAAGAACUCGAUCAUCGCCAAGGUACGGACACACCACCCCCCGGAGGGGGAGGAGGACAACGAUAAAGAGAGACAUAUGGGGAAUAAAGGACGCUUUACGGUUCCAGCCAAACAACCCGCCUACACACUGGUGGAGCGGGAAGACUGGGGCCUCAAUGGAGGCCUGGGGGCCAACGGGGCCAACGAAGGGGACGGCAGGACCCCGGUGCAGCCCAGCUCCAAACACUGGACUAAUAAACAGGACAACAGAGCCCUGGAGACGGCACACAGCAUCAACAGGAUGGACUACAUCGUAUAGCAGGAAGUGACAUUGGAGGCAGGAAAUAAACGCUGUGUAAAGAAUUCCCCUUCCUGGACUUUAUGGUCAUCCCGGCAACGUGGUCCUUCUGACACGUUCUGUGGACAGUGUUGCCGUGCAACCAAACCCUUUGAUCAUGCUGAAGAGGACCAGGGGGUGUUCUGGGAUUUGUAGUUUUGUAGUUCCUAAACUGUUACGUCAUUAUUCUGUGACUACAAGGUUGGUUUGUUUUGGAUAUAAUGAAUGGUACGUCAGAUGUGGUACCCUGUUCUCUAUUUAGUGCACUGCUUUUGACCAGAGCCCUAUGGGCCAAGUGUACGUUGUAGGGAGUAGGUUGCUGUUUUAGACGUUGCUCCUGAUAAUUUAAUGCUAGCUGGCUACACUGGCAGAGCAGGUUGCUUUGGUUGGCAGGUUAAGAGGGUGUUGUGUUUUCACAUUUCCACACGACACCUAUUCCCUAUAUAACACACUACUUUUGAGCAGAGCCCUAUGGGUCCCUGGUCUAAAGUAGUGCACUAUGUAGGGAAUAGGUGGCCAUUUAAGACACGCAUUGCAUUAAUGUAUUUCUCUCUCUCUAGUAGGUAUAAACUACUUUUGUUUGCCUUUUCAGUUUCAUAGCAAUGUCAUGAAAUUAAACCAAAAAUAAAUACAACUUUAGAAUGAUUUAUUCUUUGGGCGGGUGGGGUCGAUGUCAGCAGUUGCAAUAUGAAGAAUUUGUGUCUGUUUAGAAUGUGUAGAUAUGUACAUUUCUUUUUUUUUAUUUUUUAUUAAUCAUUGUGUAUAUUUGAUUUAUUAACUUAAAUAAUAAUCAAGAGAUAUCAUUCCUUUUUAUUUAUAUGUUCUGUCUCUAGAUGUAAGGUUUUGACAGCUUAGUUUCUUUUUUUGAUAGUGAACAUGUUUUUCAUUUACAAAAUGGCCCCCAAAAAAAUCUUAUUUUUUUUUGUUGCCUGAAAUAUUUUUGUUUUUGUUUUAUGAUUCUACAGCGUCGAUUGUUGCUUAGACUUUGCAGAGUGGAAGAAGAAAUAAAAACAAAAUACAAAUAAAUGGUUGCUUUUGGGUUGUAAAAACGAUUCAGAGAUUGAGUGUAGUGGCAGACAUUUUCCUUGUGACUACUAUUUGAACAAAAUCCUUCAGCAGCAUUUUAAGUCACUCAUAAUCACAUACUCAGAAAAUAAGUAUAUCUGCCAAUCACGCAUAAAGUCAUAGCUAGACCCAGGACUUGUCCCACAUGGCACCCUAUUCCCUAUGGGCCCUGGUCAAAAGUAGUGCACUAUAAAGGGAAUAGGGUGCCAUUUGGGAUGUAACCCAAUCAUACUUGAAUGGUAGAGGGUCAACAGUCCCGGAUUGGUCUGUCAACUUCCACCCAGAUAAUGUUGUCAAGUAUAUCUUGUCCCACAUGGCACCCUAUUCCCUAUGGGCCCUGGUCAAAAGUAGUGCACUAUAAAGUGAAUAGGGUGCCAUUUGGGAGAGAACAAACACCUCAAACGGACCAUUACAUUUUUAUUUUUUUUAAGCUUCCUGUUUCCUUAUUGGCUGCGGUCGACUCACAUGAAUAUAUUUUAUGUCCGUUAUAUGCCCACACCAUUAAAACACGGAAAAGCUGCUUAACAUACUUAAUCAUUUUUUUAGGAAGGAAAAAUGUCACUUAUUUGUAAUUAAUUAUACGUGAUAUUUCAUAAAUCUAGAAACAGUGGACAAUGAGAAAAGAUAAUACUUGUGUUGACCCAGUUGGACAAUGUUCAAGUAAGUUAUUUACAAAUAUUUAGUCAAUUUAGCUCAAGCAUUGACCCUGCUUGGUUGUGUGCUGCCGGAAGCAUUGACCCUGCUUGGUUGUGUGCUGCCGGAAGCAUUGACCCUGCUUGGUUGUGUGCUGCCGGAAGCAUUGACCCUGCUUGGUUGUGUGCUGCCGGAAGCAUUGACCCUGCUUGGUUGUGUGCUGCCGGAAGCAUUGACCCUGCUUGGUUGUGUGCUGCCGGAAGCAUUGACCCUGCUUGGUUGUGUGCUGCCGGAAGCAUUGACCCUGCUUGGUUGUGUGCUGCCGGAAGCAUUGACCCUGCUUGGUUGUGUGCUGCCGGAAGCAUUGACCCUGCUUGGUUGUGUGCUGCCGGAGGUUCUUUAGUUUCUGUUUUAACUACAAAGACGGACAUGUUUUCUCUUUCUGAGAUCAUGGCAACAUUCAUUUCCUGUCCUUUUUCCACCCUUGUGUUAUGAGAAUGUAUUAUGUGUUGAUGUUGCAAUUCUGGCAAUAUUUUGAAAGUCAAUAUUUAUUAAAUAUUUUUUAUGAAAAGAGAAAUUAAAAACUGUCACCGUUCUGGA
This is a messenger RNA of Oncorhynchus kisutch (coho salmon), 6339 nucleotides long. RefSeq names its product jagged canonical Notch ligand 1b (gene jag1b). Gene Ontology annotation, cellular component: membrane. Gene Ontology annotation, molecular function: calcium ion binding; Notch binding. The record is from RefSeq and is a predicted model, not a curated record. Lineage: Eukaryota; Metazoa; Chordata; Actinopteri; Salmoniformes; Salmonidae. Gene Ontology annotation, biological process: cell communication; multicellular organism development; Notch signaling pathway.